Cadophora gregata is the source of this 177-nucleotide messenger RNA. RefSeq lists its product as uncharacterized. The record is from RefSeq and is a predicted model, not a curated record. The transcript has a single exon. Lineage: Eukaryota; Fungi; Ascomycota; Leotiomycetes; Helotiales; Ploettnerulaceae. The coding region runs from base 1 to 177 and encodes 58 amino acids.
AUGAUCAUCCUCGAAGGCGCAGGAUCAAGUCUGCGAGCUUCAGCUGUCAAGGUCAUCAAGAAAGAUAGUUCAACCAGGGAAUCCAUGGCUGAGAAAGAAAUCAUUGUCUCUGGUGGUGCAUACUGCUUGCCACAUUCGACGUUCCCAUUUGGGGCCUUUGUGGUUAUGCCAGGCUAG